GACCAGCUCUAUGGUCAGCCAGCGUAACUUCCGGCUGCAUUCUCAGAUUCCCCUGUGGGACAAGAGAGCCCAAGAAAACUGGAAGGCAGCAGGAGGGGGGAUAUCCCAUCCCACUGCUCGUAAAAACAAUUCAGCAGCUAAUUGGCCACUAGGAUUGUUUUUAUAUGAAAGCCAACCGCCAGCUGAAAAAAAACAAUACCAGGAUGAUGCCUGUAGCUGUAUAACCACUCAAAGUCCAGCGACGUACCAGUACAUUGCUGGUCCAUAUUGGGCAUACAGUUAGGUCCAUAUUGUAUAUGUAACAGCAGAGAACACGGGCAUAUGAU
Molecule: messenger RNA, 326 nt
Organism: Staurois parvus
Lineage: Eukaryota; Metazoa; Chordata; Amphibia; Anura; Ranidae
Source: the annotation of a GenBank genome assembly